AGGGGCGAGGCGCUGAUCCACCGUGUCAUGGCUUCCUAACAGGAGGGGGAAGCGAUUCAGAGGAAAACAAGGAUUUUUGUUCAACACCGGAGCACUUUAUCGCUCUUUUCAGAACCUAAAUAUUGGGACAGAGGGGUUCGGCCUCCCUUUUUUUUGACUCCCCUCAUCCCUAACGGCCGCCCCUGGGAUCCAGGACCCUCUUUAAUUGUAUCAGUGAAUUUCCACUCGGUAAACCGUGGAAGAUGGCCGACCCGGCGGAGUGCACCAUCAAAGUGAUGUGCCGCUUUAGGCCCCUGAACAGCUCCGAGGUGGUCAGAGGAGACAAGUACAUUCCCAAGUUUCAAGGGGAAGACAACGUUAUCAUCUCGAGCAAACCGUACAUGUUCGACAGAGUGUUUCAGUCGAAUACGACACAGGAACAAGUGUACAACGCCUGCGCCCAGAAGAUUGUAAAAGAUGUUUUGGAGGGAUACAAUGGAACGAUUUUUGCAUACGGGCAGACAUCAUCUGGAAAAACUCACACCAUGGAGGGGAACCUCCAUGACACAGAUGGAAUGGGCAAUCCCCGGAUAGUUCAAGAUAUCUUCAACUACAUCUAUUCCAUGGAUGAAAACUUGGAAUUUCAUAUCAAAGUUUCAUAUUUUGAAAUUUACCUAGACAAGAUCCGGGACCUGUUGGACGGUAAUUUCAAAGACCAUUUGUCAGUCCAUGAAGACAAAAACAAAGUACCGUAUGUCAAGGGCUGCACUGAGAGAUUUGUCUGCAGCCCAGAGGAAGUCAUGGAAACAAUUGAUGAAGGCAAAUCGAACAGACAUGUAGCAGUCACAAACAUGAACGAGCACAGCUCCAGGAGUCACAGCAUCUUCCAGAUAAACGUCAAACAGGAGAACACUCAGACGGAGCACAAGCUCAGCGGCAAACUCUACCUGGUGGAUCUGGCUGGGAGUGAAAAGGUCAGUAAAACCGGAGCCGAGGGAGCUCUGCUGGACGAAGCUAAGAACAUCAACAAGUCUCUGUCGUCUCUGGGAAACGUCAUCUCUGCCCUCGCUGAAGGAACGGCCUACAUCCCCUACCGAGACAGUAAGAUGACCCAUCUGCAGGACUCGCUGGGGGGUAACUGUCGAACCACCAUCGUCAUCUGCUGCUCGCCUUCCUCCUAUAACGAGAGCGAAAGCAAAUCCACCCUCAUGUUCGGACAAAGAGCAAAGACCAUCAAGAACACUGUCACUGUAAACGUGGAGCUGACAGCCGAGCAGUGGAAGCAGAAAUAUGAGAGGGAGAAGGUGAAGAACACGACUCUGAGGAGCACCGUCACCUGGCUGGAGAACGAGCUCAACCGCUGGAGGAAUGGUGAAAGUGUGCCAGUGGAUGAGCAGUUUGACAAGGAGAAGGCCAACGCCGAGGUGAAGGCUCUGGACAACAUAAUCACAGAGAAGGAGGUGUCCACGCCCAACGUGCCGGGUGUCCGCCUCACCGACGUGGAUAAGGGCAAGUGUGGGGGCUGAGGUGGCCAAGCUCUACAAACAGCUGACGAUAAGGACGAGGAGAUCAACCAGCAGAGCCAGCUGGCGGAGAAGUUGAAGCAGCAGAUGCUGGACCAGGAUGAGCUUCUAGGCUCCUCCCGCCGAGAUCACGAGAACCUCCAGGCGGAGCUGAACCGUCUGCAGGCGGAGAACGAGGCGUCGAAGGACGAGGUGAAGGAGGUGCUGCAGGCGCUGGAGGAGCUGGCCGUCAACUACGACCAGAAGAGUCAGGAGGUGGAGGACAGGACCAAGGAGUUUGAGGCCAUCAGCGAGGAGCUCAGCCAGAAAUCGUCCGUCCUGUCGUCUCUGGACUCUGAGCUGCAGAAGCUGAAGGAGAUGUCCAACCACCAGAAGAAGAGGGUGACUGAGAUGAUGUCCUCACUGCUCAAAGACCUCGCCGAGAUUGGCAUCGCCGUGGGCAGCAAUGACAUCAAGCAACACGAGGGCAGCGGCCUGAUAGAUGAGGAGUUCACUGUGGCCCGUCUCUACAUCAGCAAGAUGAAGACCGAGGUGAAGACCAUGGUGAAGCGCUGCAAGCAGCUGGAGGGAACCCAGUCGGAGAGCAACAAGAAGAUGGACGAGAACGAGAACGAGCUGGCCGCCUGCCAGCUGCGCAUCUCCCAGCAUGAGGCUAAGAUCAAGUCCCUGACUGAGUACCUGCAGAACGUGGAGCAGAAGAAGCGGCAGCUGGAGGAGAACGUGGACUCUCUCAACGAGGAACUUGUCAAGAGCAGCGCUCAGGAGAAAGUUCAUGCUAUGGAGAAAGAGAAUGAGAUCCAGACUGCCAAUGAAGUCAAGGAAGCGGUGGAUAAGCAGAUCCACUCCCACCGUGACGCUCAUCAGAAGCAGAUCAGCAGCCUGAGAGAUGAGCUGGACCACAAGGAGAAACUCAUCACCGAGCUGCAGGAUCUGAACCAGAAGAUCAUGCUGGAGCAGGAGAGGCUCAGAGUGGACCACGAGAAACUCAAAUCCACCGACCAGGAGAAGAGCCGCAAGCUGCACGAGCUCACGGUGAUGCAGGACAGACGGGAGCAGGCCAGGCAGGACCUGAAGGGUCUGGAGGAGACAGUGGCCAAAGAACUGCAGACUCUGCACAAUUUGAGGAAGCUCUUUGUCCAGGACCUGGCUACCCGGGUGAAAAAGAGCGCUGAGAUGGACUCCGACGACACAGGUGGGAGUGCAGCACAGAAACAGAAAAUCUCCUUUCUUGAGAAUAACCUUGAGCAGCUCACCAAAGUUCACAAACAGCUGGUUCGUGACAAUGCAGACCUUCGCUGUGAACUUCCAAAACUGGAAAAACGUCUUCGUGCUACAGCUGAGCGGGUCAAGGCCCUGGAGUCUGCUCUGAAGGAGGCCAAGGAGAACGCCGCCCGUGACCGCAAGCGCUACCAGCAGGAGGUGGACCGCAUCAAGGAGGCCGUCAGGGCCAAGAACAUGGCGAGGAGGGGGCACUCGGCCCAGAUCGCUAAGCCCAUCCGGCCCGGGCAGCAGCCGGUGGCGUCGCCCACCCAUCUCAACAUCAACCGCAGCGGGGGGGGCUUCUGCCAGAAUAGCCAGACCGUGUCCAUCCGGGGGGGCAGCGGCACCAGCGUCAGCAAACCAGAGAAGAACUGAAGAGCAGCGGGACAGUAGGAGGACACCACUGAAGAAGAAAAAGCCAAUAUCACCCCCCCCCCCCCUCCACAACCUGUCAUUCCAUUACAGCGAUCAGGCUCCUCGUCGCUGCUUUGGAGCCACGAAGGAGUUUCUGAAUUAUAAAUAUAUAUAUAUAAAUAUUCCUGGCCUGUACAGCUCCACCCCCCCCACACCUCCACCCACUCUCCCCCCCCAAAAUCUCAUCAUGACUUAUCUCUUUUUCUCGUACUGGAUGUAAUAAUAAAACAAAAAAAGGAAAAGACGACAACAAAUUUUAAUUUACAAAAGGCUAAAUAAUAUUGUUAUCCACCGAACCAAACGCAGUUGUAUGAGCAUUUCUCGGCGGGCGAAACCAGCGAACACCUCACCGCGUGCAGCUUCGGGUUUCUUUUGCACAGUCUGUCGUCAUCUGUCGUGCGAGUAGGUCUGCACUGUGCCAUGCUGAAUGUAAGGGUAGCAAGAUCUAAAAAAAACAAACACAGAUAAAAUACCAAAAAAAAGAUAACCCCCAACACGAGAGAUAGCUUGACCCGAUUGGCUAUCCUCUGUACAUUUCAUCAUUACUGUUAUUGGUUGUUAACCACACUUUUCUCUCGAUUUGACAUUAAGGAAAAAACUAACUUUAAAAAAACCAAACUGUAAGGUUUUGAAUUGACUAGAUGGUGUCGAGCACUACUGUUCUGUCCGGUCUUGUACAAAUGUGGAGAGUGAGAACUGUAUGGCAACGGCAAGGGGGACGGCUCAAAAGAAGGAUUUCAAAAAACAACUUAAAAAGCCACGACGUGCAACAGUGUACUGUAGAUGUAUUUAACGAAAUACCUGUGGAGGCCAAUUGUUUUUAUCAUUAAGUUAAAAUGAAACCUAUACUCGUUAUUGGUGACUUCAUGAGAAGGAUGUAAAGAAUGUAAGAGGGAAGAGAAUGAUCCGGUUGACACAACAAAACUUCCACCUUUUUUUUUUAGCGUAGCUUAUGCUAAGUAGCUAAAUGUACUGUUUUUACUUCUAUCGGUGGUUACUAAUGCUGGCCGCUAUUUAUAUCUCUCUGCACAUUGGAGCACAUAGGCUGCAGCGAAUAGACUGAGAUAGCACACACAACGCUGGUCCUGUCCUAAUACACACACACACACACACACACACACACACACACUCACUCAUCUCCAGGACUUUUAGUUGUACCUGUAUCAUGAUUUCUUUUCAAGGAUGCCUCGCCUCUGUUUAUUGCUUUUUUUUUUUGUUCCCCCUCCACACCCUUUUGUUGUUGUUGUUGAUUCUUAUCGAUUUAGACCCUUUAACUUCCCCUCUUUUGGUUUGUAAAUGUGCAGAAAAGUGUUUUGCUGGGUUUAAUGUACUGUACCUCUUUCAUUGUUCCAUAGACGUUGUGUAGAUUCAUAUUUGAAAGGCGGGCAGGGGUGUGAGUCGAUGGGUCGGACCCUCGCCGCUGAUCAGCCAGUCAGGAGAGCAGGGUCUAAAAUUGCACAACAAUCUUCUGUCAUCACCUGUAAGAGGGGUUUAUUUAACUAAAUCUAGUCAGGGGGUGUGUAGGAUGUUUUAUUGUCUUUUUGUUGUGUUUUUAAUUCCCACCACAGCUCCCUUUUCUUUUUGUAACCCUGUGAAGCCCCACUGCAUCGGCUAAGAGCUUGUUGUGAUUGUAACCCCAGCGUGAGAACACUAACAUCUUGUGUAAGUGCAAUAUACUGUAAGAUACACUGUAUAUCGUGUGGGUGUGUUCGCUUGCAGUGGUAACCCUGCCAUAUGGAGUCACACAAAAAAAGUACUGCCCCUUUUUCUUGUUAGCUUCUGUUCCGCUAACUUUUAGCUCUCAAUGUAUUUUCUCAUCGAGGGCUUCUCUCAUUGCCAUUUCUCAACACUCUGAAACAUGAUACAGGAGUCUUCCUAGGACAUAUUGUAAGAUGAAAGAAUAUCUACUACUUUACUCGACAGUAAACUCCAUUUAAGAUGAAGACGCGUGCAGUGGUAGAUAUUCAAAUGACAAUAUUAACAGAAGCUUUUUACAAAUACACCGUAAAGAAAACUGCUUCUACAAAUAGUUUUUCGGCUACUGGAACCGAUCUAGCUAGGAUUGCGUCUCUCUAAAAGAUGUCAUACUAAACCUUGUAACAGGAAGCGUUUAGUUUAAUAGCACUUCCUCACAAUACCUGCAAACACUCCAUGUGUGGCUGUUUUUCGACUGGAGGAAUUAGUCGUUUCCAACGCCCUGUAAAAUGGAAUUGUUUGUUGAAGGCAAAUAAUUGAAAUAAGAAUAAUGACUUUCUACAAGCUGCAGGGCGGAGCAGCUCCAUGUAUCUACGACAGGACAGUGUUUGUGUCUAUCGAGAUGGUUUAUUCCAUCGGUGUAAUCUUCUAGAUUAGUUGUGACUUUGCAGCUUGGACCUCAAAAUGUUUAUCCUUUGACCUACCACCAAAACUGGAUAUGAAAUGGGGGGGGGGGGGGGGGGGGGGGGGGGGGGGGAAGAGAGGGAAAUAGUCAAUGAAAUACAGCAAAUAAUAUUUGAGGUCUUUACCUAAAUUUGAUUUUGCAUUAAUUCUAAAUAAAAACAAAAGUGUAGCCACUUUUUUUAUUACUGUGUAAUAGUUGGUCAAUUUUUAAAAGGACAGUUUUGAGGAUCUAUCAGUGGACAAGGUACUGGAUCAUUCCUGGAGAACUGGGGCACACAUAGCAGCGCUCCGAGGAGAACGGAGAGGGAAGUUCAUGAAAUCACAGUUUUGGAUUGAUUGCAUGAUGUAAAUGUAUGUGUGAUUAAAUAAUUAUGAGAAAACAA
Messenger RNA from Trematomus bernacchii (emerald rockcod), 5938 nucleotides. Its product is annotated as kinesin-1 heavy chain-like. Lineage: Eukaryota; Metazoa; Chordata; Actinopteri; Perciformes; Nototheniidae. Gene Ontology annotation, biological process: microtubule-based movement. Gene Ontology annotation, molecular function: microtubule binding; ATP binding; microtubule motor activity. The record is from RefSeq and is a predicted model, not a curated record.